This is a messenger RNA of Lagopus muta (rock ptarmigan), 2863 nucleotides long. RefSeq names its product molybdenum cofactor synthesis 3 (gene MOCS3). The record is from RefSeq and is a predicted model, not a curated record. NCBI's taxonomy places the organism in Eukaryota, Metazoa, Chordata, Aves, Galliformes, Phasianidae. The transcript has a single exon. Gene Ontology annotation, cellular component: cytoplasm; cytosol. Gene Ontology annotation, biological process: tRNA wobble position uridine thiolation; protein urmylation. Bases 1 to 1518 code for a protein of 505 amino acids. Gene Ontology annotation, molecular function: URM1 activating enzyme activity; thiosulfate-cyanide sulfurtransferase activity; adenylyltransferase activity.
AUGUCACAGCUCAGCUCCUCCCGGCACCGCGCAGCCAAUCAGCGCUCGCGGCGGGGCCGGAAGUCGCCGGCCGGAGGCGGAAACUGGGUUCGCCCGCUCUUCGCCUUAGACAUGGCUGGCGGCGCGGAGGCGGUGUGGUUGAGCGUUGAGAUCGAGCAGCGGGAGCGAGAGCUGCGUGACUUGCGGGAGCAGUUAGCUGCCGUCCUGGCGGGGGAGCGCGAUGGAGCCACCGAGCGGGGUGCCGGUGCUGCUGACGCCGCCUUCCCCGCUGAGCUCCCCCCGCUGCCCACCCGGGCCGCGCUGCUUCCCGCCGAUAUCCUGCGGUACAGCCGGCAGCUGGUGCUGCCUGAGCUGGGCGUGCGGGGGCAGCUGCUGCUGGCCCGCUCGUCCGUGCUCGUGGUGGGCUGCGGCGGCCUGGGUUGCCCCCUCGCCCAGUACCUGGCCGCGGCCGGCGUGGGCCGCCUAGGACUGGUGGAUCACGACGUGGUGGAGACGAGCAACUUGCACCGGCAGGUGCUGCACGGGGAGGCCCGCCGGGGGUUCCCCAAGGCCGCGUCUGCCGCGGCGGCCUUGCGGCAGCUCAACUCCACGGUGCAGUACGUGCCCUACUGCGGGGCUUUGAGCCAGCGCAGCGCCUUGCAACUGGUGCGGCAGUACGACGUGGUGGCCGACUGCUCCGACAACGUGCCCACCAGGUACUUGGUGAACGAUGCCUGCGUCCUGGCUGGGAAACCCCUGGUGUCUGGCAGUGCUCUCCGGCUGGAGGGGCAGCUGGUCGUGUACAACUACCAGGGAGGGCCCUGCUAUCGCUGCCUUUUUCCCAAGCCACCUCCGCCAGAGACAGUGACUAACUGUGCGGAUGGGGGAGUGCUGGGUGUCGUGCCGGGCAUCGUGGGAUGUAUUCAGGCCUUGGAAGUGUUGAAGAUCAUUUCGGGGAUGGGAUCCUCCUUCAAUCAGUUCAUGCUGAUGUUUGAUGCCCAGGAAGGGCGGUUUCGCAACAUCAAGUUAAGACCAAAGAGAUCAGACUGUGCUGUUUGUGGUGACAAUCCAUCUGUCACUUGCCUUCAGGAUUAUGAGGCAUUUUGUGGCUCUUCUGCAACAGACAAGUGUAGAACUUUACAUCUGUUGUCCAGUAAAGACAGGAUAUCUGUUGAGGAAUACAAAAAACUGUUGGAUGAGCAAAUUCCUCAUGUAUUGCUAGAUGUUCGCCCGCAGGUUGAAGUGGAUAUCUGUCGCCUGGAACAUGCUGUCCACAUUCCUUUGAGUAAGUUAGAAGAAAAAGAUGAAGAAUAUCUGGAAUACUUAGAGAAAAGAAUUUGUGAAGAAAAGCAGAGAACUGAUGGCCAAACAUCUUUUCCUGUGUAUGUUGUUUGCAAAUUAGGAAAUGACUCCCAGAAGGCUGUAAGAAUUCUGCAGGAGUUACCUGUCAAAGGAUUUGGUCCUCUGUCAGCUAAAGAUAUUAAAGGGGGGCUCAUGUCUUGGGCCAGUAGAAUUGACCCAACAUUUCCUCAGUACUAAAAAUUUAAAUGUUAAAAAAAAAAAAGAAUAUUAACAAUAAAUUCUCUAAAAUUUAAUUUUCUUUGUGCAACGUCUGUAUCACGUGAGUCAAAUGAGAUAUAAAUACUACGCUCUUUUUAAUAGUAUAUUUUUAAGUUUAUGUAUUUUUAUAGAGGAUUUUUUUUUAAUGUAAAAAUCUGAAACUAUUCAUGGAAAUUGGAAGAAAUAAAUUUUUUUGUUCUUAUUUAAAGUGAAUACUUGGAAUGAUUGCUUAAUUGUGCCUGUGAUAAUUGAUUGUUUUUAACGACUAAUGCAUUAUUUUGUUAUAAAGAGCUAUGUACGUCUAAGUAGUUCUCAUAGAUAAACUGAAUGAAUAAGAAAUAGUUUCACAACAGGGAGCUGCCACAGUCCUCAUCAGGUAUGCAUAGCAAUUAUACUAAUACAGAUGUAGGUUCUGUUUUCAUUUCUGAGGUGAAAAAGAAUACUAACAUAUAAUUAAUAGUCAAAAAAGCAUGUUUUAACAAAAUAAGUUGUGGAACAUCCGUAUCACCUACUUUACAAAGUGAACGUAUCCAUCUUUUCACUGAUGCUUUUGAGGACAGGAUGAAGACUGGUUCUAAAUGUGUGCUGCUUCCAGUAGAUAGUAAUCAUGUUUAUAGUCUUUUCCUGAUUACAUUCUUAGGGAUGGAUUUACACAAACUGUGAAAGAAAAAAGAGCUGACAAUAAAGCCUGCUUUUUGGUGUGACUUUGUUGCUGUCCGCCCAUCUGUGUGGGCUUGCUGAAGCACUAUGCAAAUUUUACUGUCUUCAAGGGGUGCUGGACUCUUGGGAGAUUAUGUGAAAAAUCAAGAGUGAGAAUCAUUAUUAAGCUCAAAUUAAUCUUAUUGGAAGCUUACCUUUCGCUCUGGCUUGAUUUAUUUGUUGAACUCUUCUCAAACACAGCAAACACGUGGUGAUUUCUCUUUGCACCAGGAAGUGUCAUAGCAUGUCUUCAGAAGUUUGAAGAGAAGCAAUAAAACUCUCAUUUUGUGUUGCUGCCAACACACUGUCUAAAUAUUGAUGCAUGUUGUCAUCAUGAAUAAAAAUGAGCCGCUUUAUUCAGGGAGCUUACAGUGCAGCUGGUCUGAUGUCUUACCAGAAGGGGUCAGGGCAGCCAGCGGAGUGUCUUUUUAUCUCCCAGUCUUGAUGUUGUGAGGCUUCUUUUUGCUUCUUUGAUCAUAUUCUCUUUUAAAGUGGCUUACAGGAUUUUGGCACAGGAACUGCAGGAAACAGCUUCCUGUUGGAGGUUUAGAAUAAUAGACAGUGGCUGCAGCAUUUGUUCUUGAUUACUAUGUUUGAAUGUUUUCCACAUGUAGGUCUGCAGGAU